Messenger RNA from Antechinus flavipes (yellow-footed antechinus), 3255 nucleotides. It is a transcript of the gene MOB3A, whose product is annotated as MOB kinase activator 3A. The transcript has 4 exons. Bases 215 to 868 code for a protein of 217 amino acids. Gene Ontology annotation, cellular component: nucleus; cytoplasm. Lineage: Eukaryota; Metazoa; Chordata; Mammalia; Dasyuromorphia; Dasyuridae. The record is from RefSeq and is a predicted model, not a curated record. Gene Ontology annotation, molecular function: protein kinase activator activity. Gene Ontology annotation, biological process: signal transduction; positive regulation of protein phosphorylation.
CGCGAGGCUCGGAGAGUUCCGCGACGCAGAGUUGCCUUGGACCUGUGGCGCGCCUGCGCAGCUGGGCGGUGGUUGGUCUGCGAAGCGGAGGGGCGUCGCGAGGCUGGAGCAGAUCUCAAAAAAGUCCAGGAGUUCCUCUUUUAAGUCAACAGGAAUUGUUUUUUUCUUUGAAGAAUUGUAAAGAGACAACAAAGUCACAGCAGAAGGGGGAAAAAUGUCCAACCCCUUCUUAAAGCAGGUUUUCAAUAAGGACAAAACUUUUCGGCCUAAGCGCAAAUUUGAGCCAGGAACACAAAGAUUUGAACUUCACAAGAAGGCUCAAGCUUCCCUGAAUGCAGGGCUAGAUCUGAAGUUAGCUGUUCAGUUGCCUUCUGAUGAGGAAUUAAAUGAUUGGGUGGCUGUGCAUGUGGUAGACUUCUUCAAUCGCAUCAAUCUCAUUUAUGGAACCAUCAGUGAUAACUGCACUGAACAGUCAUGUCCCGUGAUGUCUGGGGGUCCUAAGUAUGAAUAUCGAUGGCAAGAUGAACAGAAAUACCGGAAGCCGACUGCUCUCUCUGCACCCAAGUAUAUGAACCUUUUGAUGGACUGGAUUGAGGUUCAGAUCAAUAAUGAAGAUAUCUUCCCUACCAAUGUCGGUACUCCAUUCCCCAAGAACUUUCUGCAAGUGGUAAAGAAGAUCCUGUCCAGGCUCUUCAGAGUUUUUGUUCAUGUUUACAUUCACCACUUUGACCGAAUCACUCAGAUGGGCUCUGAGGCUCAUGUGAACACCUGCUAUAAGCAUUUCUACUAUUUUGUGAAAGAGUUUAACCUGAUAGACACCAAAGAAUUAGAACCACUGAAGGAAAUGACCUCCCGAAUGUGCCACUGAAAAUGGGGCCUUCCCCUCAGGACUGCUGAAACCUAUCUUUCUGCACCAAGAAGAUGCUGUCUAGAAGCCAGAGACACUGAUACACACAUUGAAAAUCUCUAUUUUUUUAAAUAAGAACAUCCUCGGUGAAAAUUCCUUCUAUCUUUUCUUGAGAACUGUGACAUUAUGGUCAUCAUUUUUGAGAUGCUUCACAUAGUUGAAGAUUAUUUUUGUUUUGUUUUUAGAAUCGCUUUCUGGAGGGCAGCCUGCCAAAGUGGAGGGAGCGCUGACUAGCCAGUAGAUGUGGUCUCUAGUCACGUCUCUGCCCCCUGCAAGCUGUGUGAUCUUGGGCAAGUCACCUCAUCCCUCUGGGCCUCAGUUUCUUCAUCUGUAAAAUGAAAAGGGAGGGAUUAGAACCUUUAAGGUUUCUUCCUUCUCUAAGAUUCCAUAAUUUUGUGAUUCUAACUUGGCUUCCAGCUCUUAAAAAUCUAUGAUUCUCAGUGAAUGGCAAAGCCCACUUCGUCCUUAAACCACUGACUUUUGCCAGAAGGCAGAAGAGUUUGUCAGCAGAGCAACCUGACAUUUCAUCAUUUCAUCUGUGCCAUCACUGAAGUCCUCGUCUCGGACACUUGAUGCUCUCACCAUGUUGGCCUGAACUUGCUUUGGAACUGUUGGUUGCCUUCUUCUGGAUGCGCUUUGUGCCGAUUCCCCCAGAUGUGUGAGGGGGGAAGGCUGAUUGCUCUUGAGAGCCAGAUGGAGAACUUUCUGCAGAACGAGAGGGAAAAAGCAGUCAUAGGUAUAUUACUAAGAGCCCCUUCAUCUUAUGAAUAGCCACCAGUUUUUACCUCUAGUUUUAUUUUUUUUUAAUAUAAGGUACGACUAGCAAAUUGAUUAAAUCCUCUAUCAUCUUUAUUUCAACCCACAUUCUCCUGUAGCUAGCCUAGUCUCCCUGGCUAGUAGGAUGUACUAUUGAUUAAAACCCUACCCCUCCUCAUUCCUUCUAAACCAGGGUUUCCCAGAGCAAUUUAACCACAGAACUAUUUUGACUAAUAAAGUGUUUUGAUUGAACUUUUAAAUUCCUGUCCAGGGAAUCCCUAGGAUAAAGGAAGUUGGAGUAAAAUAGAACCCAUUAAAUCUAUUUUCAUAAUGAAACAUUGCUGUUCAUAAUUAGCAUUUUAAUAAUGCCCCAUUUCAUAUUUAAUAUUUUAGAGAUGAUAUCAUUAGCAUCAAUUCUCCAUGGAAUCCUCAUUCACCUGAUGUGGAAUGCUAGAUCCCACAGAACACAGUUUGGGAAACACAGAAUUUGACCCUAAAAGGUUAUGUAUUUCUUCUGAGCUGGAGAGCAAGUUUUCAUAGAGGUCCGUUUACUUCAGACUAAGGUACAACAACCCAUCCCUUGUAAUUGGUGAACCUAAAAGAUCUCACCUCUCCUUUACCAAGAAAUCUGAGCUAAUCUUCUUUCAUAUACAUCUUUUUAGUUGAGGACUUGAGUUUUCUUUCUGAUGUCUUUUUGCUUACAUUUUAGCUGUUUUGAAUUCAGAUUUUUCAUGAUAUGGAAGAAUCAUUUGUCAGAGACAGACCUUUGGUUGAUAAGAAUUACUUUUUGAAAAAUGGGUCAUCAAAGCCAGUGGACCAAUUCCCUCUGUCUGGGGAUUUUUUUCCUAGGAAAAUGCCUUCAUACGGCACUAUGAACUGUAAGUAACUCAUGUGGAUUCUACCCAAGUGACCAAAAGAAGCCACAUUCUUUUCUCUGGUACUCUAGAGUUAGUCCUUUAACUGUUGAAAAUAUUUCCUACUCUUGGAUCAUUCCUAGAAUCAUUACUGUUAGGUUUUUCAAAAUUUGAUGAUUCUGAAUGUCUGGUAAUCAUGUUUAAAUUUGGUAUGGCCCACAAAUCACUUAUUGUUAGUGGACAGCUACAUUUAUUGUAAACCUUCUUGGCUGAGAUAUAACAAGCUUGUUGAAGUUGGCUGAGAUCUAUCCCUUGCCCCGUCUGUUAGACCACCCAUCUUCACCCAGUGCAUCUUCCUAGUGCAAAGGACCAAAACCCAGGCCCUUUCUAAUUAUAUCAAGCACUUCCUAAAAUAUAAAAAAGGUUGUAUCAAGUAAAUUCUUUUAAAAUGUUUUUAUGUUAGCAGUGACCAAACUAUCACAGCUACUUCUAUUGUGUGUUUAACAAUUUGGGAACCAAGCAGCACCUGGAGGUAGCUUACAUGAGCCUAACAUAUUCCCUUCCAUUGCUUGCUGAAUAAAAGGGGAAACUGGAGAAGGACAAAUCCCUGUGGAAUUCUGCCUUUGCUCGAUGGACUCUGUCAUAUUAAGUUGUUGAAACAUUCCCCUUCCCUCUACCACAUACCACUAUUAUUCUUAGAAGUGAACAUAAAAAUAAAUUAUACUGUAUUUGUCUAAA